AACAAUACGGUUGGAAAUUCGAAAAAAAAUGGUUUAAAAUUAAAAAUCUUAAAAACUAAAAUGUGGUGUAAACAAUAUAUUAAAAAUAAACUAAAAAAUAUUAAAAAAAUAAUAAUAUAUAAAUCAAUUUAAUUAAAAAAAAUAAUAAUAAAAAUUUUAAAUUCAACAAAGUUUUAGAAAAAUUACAAAAAAAUUUCAAGUAAUUUAAAACAUAUUGUAAAACCUGCUAUUAAAUAAUGAGAAAAAAAUAAAUAAUAACAAAAUCUUUAACACUUUCAAAUCCAUAUAUGCCCAAAUCUAAGCGUUUUUUUGUAAUUUUAAUGUUCAAAGCAAAAUGGUAACCAUCAACAAAAAAAGUUAUAAUCACCUUCAUAAAAAAUUAUAAUAAAUAUAAAUAAAAUAAAAUGUUUAUCAAAAAAGUCUAUACACAUAUACAUAUGUAUAUAAUAGCAGCGACAAAACGACCGGCAAGUGUUAAAAUUUUUGCAACAAAAAAAUAUAAAUUAAAAUAAAGAAAAUAAAUAAAAAAAAGAUUUCCGACAGAUAAAUAAAAUGGCAACAAAUCUCGUAAAAGUGUUUUAUGUUUUUUUUUGUUAUAAAAAAGGAGAAAUAUAUGAAAUUUAUUAUAAAAAGUAAUAGCAAAAUAAACUUUUUUUCAUUUAAAUAAAAUAUAACCAAAAAUAUACCCCUGAGCUCGAUAUAGCAACAGAACUGCAAUUUAAAAAAAUGAGUUAUUACGAAAGGAGCAACAACACUAAAACCAUGUAAUUUACAAUGAAUAAAAGAGAGAAAAACUAAAACUGCUUAAAAAAAAAAAAACAAACAUCAUUUUAUUCCUCCCCAGACUGUGAAUGAAAGUGUAGUAAAUGAUUUAUAUAUAAAAUGUUAACUAAGCAUCCAUGUUACAUUGCUGGCAGCAAUAAAACUGCAUUCCAUGCAAUUUUAACUUUAACAACUAAAAACAACAAGAAGAAUAAUAACAACAAAAACAACGAUAAUAAAAAAUUCCAACAAAAUCAACGUGAAUUAAAAGCAUUUAUACUUGAUGAAGCUGUAGCAACAAUUACCGCCACCAACACUACCAGCAACUCCAACACUACUAUUGCCACUGCCAAGAGCAACAACGUGAACAAAAACAACAACGUGAAAAGGAAUCACAACAGAACCACAAGUAUUAAAAGUAUUAAAAACAAAAAAAUCAUUAAAAAUCAUCAAGUUUACGAUGAUGGUCAGGAUAAGUAUGACCACGAUUACAAAGAUGAUGAUAAUGAUGAUGUUGAUGACUGUGAUUGUGUUGAGAAACAAAUAAAAUUGAUUAUGAAAUCAAAACAAAAAGUUUUUAUAAAAAAAUUUAAUAGAAAAAGUCAUAAGCAACUUUUUUAAAAGUGUUUAAUUAAUACAAAAUAUAAAUAUAUUUUCAACAAUUUUAAAAAUAUAUAACAACUCUUAAAGUUUAAGACAGCACUUUAUUAUUAAAUUCAAGUGUUUAUGUAGCAGUUAAUAAUUAAAAAAAAAAAUAUUUUUAUAUUUAAAUUUAUUUUGCAUACGAAAAUAUAAUUAUUUUUAACUGCAACUGUUGUUAUUUCCACGUAUUGAAAACCAAACAAAAAUAUAAUCCUUAUUUGAAAAACAACUUGUGUAUAUAAAAUACUUGUACUGAAACUAUGCUAACACAACUUUAUACAACUGAAGAGGAUCCGGCCUUGUGUUCGAUUAUAUGGGGUACAAAUUUCUCAGCAACGCCUGGUGUAAAUGAAAAUGACAGCAGUAGUGCUAUAACAGCUGCCUCAACAUCACACAAUGUUGCUGCUGUUGCUGCCGCCGCGGCUGUUGGUGGCAUAAAUGAUAGUGUAGGUGGUGCUGGAGGUGGUGGUGUCAGUUCGGGUGGUGUUAUUGGUGAAGGUGGUGGCUAUAGAAGUGAUGUUAAUGCGGCUGUAGCUGCUGGAGCUGUAGGUGUCAUUGGUGAUAAUUUACGUGAUGAUCUUUAUAUAACAAAUGAGGAUCCACGUACCGAAGCAUUACGAGAAUAUUCAUACGGCAUAAUAUUGCCCAUCAUUUGUGCGCUUGGCAUCAUUGGCAAUGUACUCAAUCUUAUUGUAUUGACAAGACGUAAUAUGCGUGGUACGGCUUAUAUUUAUAUGAGAGCAUAUUCAACAGCUGCUUUAUUGGCCAUUGUCUUUGCUAUACCAUUUGGUAUACGAAUGUUGGUACACAAGGACCGAGGGCAAUGGGAAGAAUUUGGCCCAGCUUUCUAUACAGCACAUUUAGAACUAUUUUUGGGUAACGGUUGUUUAGGUGUAGGUGUUAUGAUGCUGUUAAUACUAACCAUAGAACGUUACGUGUCAGUGUGUCAUCCUAGUUUUACACGACCCGUAAUGGGUCCUCCAGGACUCAUUGUAUUCCUAACCACAAUGAUAACUUUUGUUAUCUACCUGCCGAGUGUGUUCCGUGGGGAACUUAUUAAAUGUGUUUUACAAACAGAUGGACGUUUUGUUUAUUUUCGUAGAGAUAAUAAUGCAUUUUUGAGAACAAUAUUUUAUUCGAUCUAUAAGGUUAUGCUGGAAGUGCUAUUUAAAUUAAUACCAACUGUUUUAAUAGCUGGUUUGAAUUUACGCAUUAUGAUGGUUUAUCGUCAAACUUGCGAGAAAAGACGUAAAAUGACCUCGUCUAGAGCCUCAUAUAUUAAGGAUGCUGAAGAAAGAAGACUAUUUUUAUUGCUAGGUAGUACAUCUAUAUUAUUUUUGGUGUGUGUCUCACCGAUGGCAAUUUUACACAUGACAAUUGCUUCGGAAGUUUUACCCAGUUUUUCAUUUCAGGUUUUUAGAGCAUUGGCAAAUCUAUUGGAGUUGACCAAUUAUUCCAUAACCUUUUACAUCUACUGCUUGUUUAGUGAAGAUUUUCGUAAUACUCUAAUGCGUACGAUUAAAUGGCCCUGGAUUAAAUCGCAAUUGUGUCAUCAGGUGGAUGAGGUCUCUGCCAAGCAAACACCUCUUAAUAAUUUUGAUAAAUUAACUUUGCGUAAUCAUCAUAUAACCACCACAUCGGGCGUAUGCACCGGUAUUGGCCGUUCCAGUAGCAUUUGA
Lucilia sericata (common green bottle fly) is the source of this 3083-nucleotide messenger RNA. RefSeq names its product probable G-protein coupled receptor B0563.6. The transcript has 11 exons. Lineage: Eukaryota; Metazoa; Arthropoda; Insecta; Diptera; Calliphoridae. The record is from RefSeq and is a predicted model, not a curated record. Gene Ontology annotation, cellular component: membrane. The coding region runs from base 1665 to 3083 and encodes 472 amino acids. Gene Ontology annotation, molecular function: G protein-coupled receptor activity. Gene Ontology annotation, biological process: G protein-coupled receptor signaling pathway.